This is a messenger RNA of Tetrahymena thermophila SB210, 717 nucleotides long. RefSeq lists its product as hypothetical. The transcript is spliced from 3 exons. The record is from RefSeq and is a predicted model, not a curated record. Lineage: Eukaryota; Ciliophora; Oligohymenophorea; Hymenostomatida; Tetrahymenidae.
AUGAGCAUACUUAAUUUGAUAAAGAAUGUGUUGAAUAUGCUAAUAAACAUAUAUAUCUUUGUAUAGUAUUUUAAGUAGCUAAAAUACAAUAAUAAAGUGGGGCUUAUUUAUUAGAAUGAUAUUUAUGAAUGUUUGUAUGUAUAUAUGAAUGAAAGCAAUAUUUUUAUUUAGUGUUAAGAAUAUGUCUCAGUAUUUUUUAAUGCAAUUAGAAAGGAGAAAGAAAAGGAAAAAGAUUAGUUUGAUAGAUAGAUAGAUAAAUAAAGAAAAAAAUAAAGAUUAUUAAAAAAAGCUAAUUAGAUUUUAAAGAGGAUAAGUAAGAUGAAUACAAAAUCAUUCGAAGUUUUGAUCCAUUCUUAAUAUGCAUUUGAUGUUUGCAGAGAGCAAGUUUACAAUUUCGAGGAUUGUAGAUAAACUGAUACUCCUCUUCCCAAGGAUCCCAUUCAUUGUAAAGCUUAAGCCAAAGAAGUCCUUUCAUGUUACAAAGAAGCUGAAAAGAUGGAUCCUAUUUGUUUGAGUUCUUUCAACGAUUCUCGUGAAUGCAUGUUCAAGUCUGAUGGCAAUUUGUAUAACUGUAAAACAUGGAUUAAUUAAUACGUUACCUGCUAAAAGAACCCUGCUGCUUUCGCUGAGUUCCUCGAAGCAUCUACUGCCGAAUAACUCAAAUCUAAGAAGUUCGAUUUCGUUAAAAACAGAGGUCAUAGUGAUAAAUAUUUGUGA